Octodon degus (degu) is the source of this 6180-nucleotide messenger RNA. RefSeq names its product myosin VA (gene Myo5a). The record is from RefSeq and is a predicted model, not a curated record. Gene Ontology annotation, biological process: actin filament organization; vesicle transport along actin filament. The coding region runs from base 1 to 5664 and encodes 1887 amino acids. Lineage: Eukaryota; Metazoa; Chordata; Mammalia; Rodentia; Octodontidae. Gene Ontology annotation, molecular function: actin filament binding; microfilament motor activity; ATP binding. The transcript is spliced from 41 exons. Gene Ontology annotation, cellular component: myosin complex; cytoplasm; vesicle.
AUGGUGCUACUGGUACUAACACAGUUUUUGGUAACCAACUUAAAAAGUGAAUUUCAGUUUGCCAGGGUUUGGAUUCCUGACCCUGAGGAAGUCUGGCGCUCAGCAGAGCUGCUGAGGGAUUACAAACCUGGGGAUAAAGCCCUCCUGCUGCGCCUGGAGGAAGGGAAGGACCUGGAGUACCGUUUGGAUGCCAAGACCAAGGAGCUGCCUCACCUGCGCAACCCCGACAUCCUGGUGGGAGAAAAUGACCUCACGGCCCUCAGCUACCUCCAUGAGCCCGCUGUGCUCCACAACCUCAGAGUGCGCUUCAUCGACUCCAAGCUCAUCUACACGUAUUGUGGUAUAGUCCUGGUAGCUAUAAAUCCCUAUGAGCAGCUGCCUAUUUAUGGAGAGGAUAUCAUCAACGCAUACAGCGGGCAGAACAUGGGUGACAUGGACCCACACAUCUUUGCAGUAGCAGAAGAGGCUUACAAGCAGAUGGCCAGGGAUGAACGGAAUCAGUCUAUCAUCGUCAGUGGAGAGUCUGGAGCAGGAAAAACAGUGUCAGCCAAGUAUGCCAUGCGCUACUUCGCAACCGUGAGUGGCUCUGCCAGUGAGGCCAACGUGGAGGAAAAGGUCCUGGCCUCCAACCCCAUCAUGGAGUCGAUUGGAAAUGCUAAAACAACCAGGAAUGAUAAUAGCAGCCGUUUUGGGAAGUAUAUUGAGAUUGGUUUUGAUAAGCGCUAUCGAAUAAUUGGUGCCAACAUGAGGACUUACCUUUUAGAGAAAUCCCGAGUGGUGUUCCAGGCAGAAGAGGAGAGAAACUACCAUAUCUUCUAUCAGCUUUGUGCCUCAGCAAAGUUACCUGAAUUUAAAAUGCUCCGAUUAGGAACCGCAGAUAGCUUCCUCUACACCAAGCAGGGAGGCAGCCCAGUGAUCGAAGGGGUGGAUGACGCCAAGGAGAUGGCCCACACGAGGCAGGCCUGCACGCUGCUGGGAAUUAGUGAAUCUUACCAAAUGGGAAUUUUUCGAAUACUUGCUGGCAUCCUUCACUUGGGCAAUGUUGGAUUUACAUCCCGUGAUUCAGACAGCUGCACAAUACCUCCCAAGCACGAGCCUCUCAGUAUCUUCUGUGACCUCAUGGGUGUGGAGUACGAGGGCAUGUGCCACUGGCUCUGCCACCGAAAGCUGGCCACUGCCGCAGAGACAUACAUCAAGCCUAUCUCCAAGCUGCAGGCCACAAAUGCCCGGGAUGCGCUGGCCAAGCACAUCUACGCCAAGCUCUUUAACUGGAUCGUGGAUCAUGUCAAUCAGGCUCUCCAUUCUGCUGUCAAGCAGCACUCCUUUAUUGGUGUGCUGGACAUCUACGGAUUUGAAACAUUUGAAAUAAAUAGUUUUGAACAGUUUUGCAUAAAUUAUGCAAAUGAAAAACUACAGCAACAAUUCAAUAUGCAUGUCUUCAAAUUGGAACAAGAGGAAUAUAUGAAGGAACAGAUUCCAUGGACACUCAUAGACUUUUAUGAUAAUCAGCCUUGUAUUAAUCUUAUAGAGUCUAAACUAGGCAUUCUGGAUUUGCUGGAUGAGGAAUGUAAGAUGCCUAAAGGGACAGAUGACACUUGGGCACAGAAAUUGUACAACACACAUUUGAAUAAAUGUGCACUGUUUGAAAAGCCCCGUCUAUCAAACAAAGCUUUUAUCAUCCAGCAUUUUGCUGACAAGGUGGAAUAUCAGUGUGAAGGCUUUCUUGAAAAGAAUAAAGACACCGUUUUUGAAGAACAGAUUCAAGUUCUUAAGUCAAGCAAGUUUAAGAUGCUACCAGAACUCUUUCAAGAUGAGGAGAAGGUCAUCAGCCCCACCUCAGCAGUGUCCUCGGGGCGCACACCCCUCAGCCGUGCUUCUGUGAAGCCUGCCAAAGGCAGGCCAGGCCAGAUGGCCAAGGAGCACAAGAAGACGGUGGGGCACCAGUUCCGAAACUCCCUCCACCUGCUCAUGGAGACCCUCAACGCCACCACUCCUCAUUAUGUGCGCUGUAUCAAGCCAAACGACUUCAAGUUUCCCUUCACGUUUGAUGAGAAAAGGGCAGUGCAGCAACUGAGAGCGUGCGGGGUGCUGGAGACUAUCCGGAUCAGCGCGGCGGGGUUCCCCUCACGGUGGACUUACCAAGAAUUUUUCAGCCGCUAUCGUGUCCUAAUGAAGCAAAAAGAUGUGCUGGGUGACCGGAAGCAGACAUGCAAGAAGGUGUUAGAGAAACUGAUACUGGACAAGGACAAAUACCAAUUUGGUAAAACAAAGAUCUUUUUCCGUGCCGGGCAAGUGGCCUAUCUAGAGAAACUGAGGGCAGACAAGCUGCGGGCUGCCUGCAUCCGGAUCCAGAAGACCAUCCGGGGGUGGCUGCUGAGGAAGAAGUACCUGCGUAUGCAGAGGGCAGCCAUCACCCUGCAGAGACAUGUGCGCGGCUACCAGGCCCGUUGCUACGCGAAGUUCCUGCGCAGGACCAAGGCGGCCACCAUCAUUCAGAAGUCCUGGCGCAUGUUUGUGGUCCGCAGGAAGUACAAGAUGAGAAGGGCUGCGACAGUGGUUCUGCAGGCGUAUCUGCGAGGCUACUUGGCCAGAAAUAGGUAUCACAAGAUGCUUCGGCAGCACAAGGCUGUCAUCAUUCAGAAGUGGGUCCGGGGCUGGCUGGCUCGCAUCCGCUACCGGCGUUGCCUGCACGCCAUCAUCUACCUUCAGUGCUGCUUCCGGAGGAUGAUGGCCAAGCGCGAGCUGAAGAAGCUCAAGAUUGAGGCGCGCUCUGUGGAACGCUAUAAGAAGCUGCACAUCGGCAUGGAGAACAAGAUCAUGCAGCUGCAGCGCAAAGUGGAUGAGCAGAACAAAGACUACAAAUGUCUCAUGGAGAAAAUGACCAACCUGGAAGGAACGUACAACUCUGAGACAGAGAAACUACGAAGUGAUCUCGAGCGUCUCCAGCUAAGCGAGGAGGAAGCCAAGGUCGCCACCGGCCGUGUCCUUAGUCUGCAGGAAGAGCUUGCCAAGCUCCAGAAGGACCUGGAUCAAACUCGGUCAGAGAAAAAGUCCAUUGAAGAACGGGCAGAUAGAUACAAGCAAGAAACCGAGCAGCUGGUGUCAAACCUGAAGGAAGAAAACACUUUGCUGAAGCAGGAAAAAGAGUCCCUCAAUCACCUCAUCGUGGAGCAGGCCAAAGAGAUGACAGAAACAAUGGAGAAAAAGCUAGUGGAAGAAACAAAGCAACUGGAGCUUGACCUGAAUGAUGAGAGGCUGAGAUACCAGAACCUCCUGAAUGAGUUCAGUCGCCUGGAAGAGCGGUAUGAUGACCUCAAGGAAGAGAUGGCCCUGAUGGUGACUGUGCCUAAACCUGGACACAAGAGGACAGACUCCACGCACAGCAGCAAUGAAUCAGAGUAUACCUUUAGCUCUGAGCUCGCAGACGCCGAGGAUAUUCCAUCGAGGACAGAGGAGCUCGGUGAGAAGAAGGUGCCUCUGGACAUGUCACUGUUCCUCAAGCUGCAGAAGCGGGUCACGGAGCUGGAGCAGGAGAAGCAGGUGAUGCAGGACGAGCUGGACCGCAAGGAGGAGCAGGUGCUGCGUAGCAAAGCAAAGGAAGAAGAAAGACCACAGAUCAGAGGUGCAGAACUAGAGUAUGAGUCCCUCAAGCGCCAAGAACUGGAAUCAGAAAACAAAAAACUGAAAAAUGAGCUAAAUGAGUUACGCAAGGCCCUCAGUGAGAAGAGCGCCCCAGAAGUGACUGCUCCAGGUGCACCGGCCUACCGCGUCCUAAUGGAGCAGCUGACCACCGUGAGCGAGGAGCUGGAUGUGCGCAAGGAGGAGGUCCUCAUCCUGCGGUCCCAGCUGGUGAGCCAGAAGGAGGCUGUGCAGCCGAAGAAUACAAUGACAGAUUCCACAAUACUUUUGGAAGAUGUACAAAAAAUGAAAGAUAAAGGUGAAAUUGCACAAGCAUACAUUGGUUUGAAAGAAACAAACAGACCACCUGCUCUGGAUUGCCAUGAGUUGAAUGAGGACGGAGAGCUGUGGCUGGUUUAUGAAGGGUUAAAACAAGCCAACAGGCUCCUGGAGUCCCAGCUGCAGUCGCAGAAGAGGAGCCAUGAGAAUGAGGCUGAGGCCCUCCGUGGGGAGAUCCAGAGCCUGAAGGAGGAGAAUAACCGGCAGCAGCAGCUGCUGGCUCAGAACCUGCAGCUGCCCCCAGAGGCCCGCAUCGAGGCCAGCCUGCAGCACGAGAUCACUCGGCUGACCAAUGAGAACCUGUAUUUUGAGGAAUUAUAUGCAGAUGAUCCUAAGAAGUAUCAGUCAUUCCGGAUUUCACUUUACAGACGGAUGAUUGAUUUGAUGGAACAACUGGAAAAACAGGAUAAGACUGUCCGGAAGCUGAAAAAACAACUCAAAGUAUUUGCCAAAAAGAUUGGUGAACUAGAAGUGGGCCAGAUGGAGAACAUAUCCCCAGGACAGAUCAUCGAUGAACCUAUCCGUCCAGUCAACAUUCCCAGGAAAGAGAAGGACUUCCAGGGAAUGCUGGAGUAUAAGAAGGAGGACGAGCAGAAGCUUGUCAAGAACCUGAUCCUAGAACUGAAGCCACGUGGCGUGGCAGUCAACUUGAUUCCCGGCUUGCCAGCCUACAUCCUGUUCAUGUGUGUCCGACACGCAGACUACCUGAAUGACGACCAGAAAGUGAGGUCGCUGCUCACAUCCACCAUCAACAGCAUCAAGAAGGUGUUGAAGAAAAGAGGUGACGAUUUUGAAACUGUCUCCUUCUGGCUCUCUAACACAUGCCGAUUUUUACACUGUUUGAAGCAGUACAGUGGAGAAGAGGGCUUCAUGAAGCACAACACAUCCCGCCAGAAUGAACACUGCCUCACCAACUUUGACCUGGCCGAGUACCGGCAGGUCCUGAGUGACCUGGCCAUCCAGAUCUACCAGCAGCUCGUGCGAGUGCUGGAGAACAUCCUGCAGCCCAUGAUCGUCUCAGGCAUGCUGGAGCACGAGACGAUCCAGGGUGUGUCCGGGGUGAAGCCGACUGGCCUGCGGAAGCGCACCUCCAGCAUCGCCGAUGAGGGUACCUACACGCUCGACUCCAUCCUGCGGCAGCUCAACUCCUUCCACUCGGUCAUGUGCCAGCACGGCAUGGACCCGGAGCUCAUCAAGCAGGUGGUCCGGCAGAUGUUCUACAUCGUGGGGGCCAUCACGCUCAACAACCUCCUCCUGCGGAAGGACAUGUGCUCCUGGAGUAAAGGCAUGCAGAUCAGAUACAAUGUCAGUCAACUGGAAGAAUGGCUCCGUGACAAGAAUCUGAUGAACAGUGGGGCCAAAGAAACCCUCGAGCCACUCAUCCAGGCCGCUCAGCUUCUGCAGGUGAAGAAGAAGACAGACGAUGAUGCGGAAGCCAUUUGCUCCAUGUGCAAUGCUCUCACCACCGCCCAGAUCGUCAAGGUGUUGAAUCUGUACACUCCAGUUAACGAGUUUGAAGAGAGAGUCUCUGUGUCGUUUAUCCGCACUAUACAGAUGCGUUUACGGGACAGGAAGGACUCUCCUCAGCUGCUAAUGGAUGCUAAGCACAUCUUCCCUGUCACCUUCCCUUUCAACCCCUCCUCCCUUGCCCUGGAGACCAUCCAGAUUCCUGCCAGCCUGGGCCUGGGCUUCAUCGCACGGGUCUGAGGGCUGACAGGCGGGUGUGGAUGGACAGUGUGUUGACUGCCUGGAAAAGAACCAUCAUUUCCAGUGAGCUCCUGAAAAUACCUUCUUAAAGCAGAAGUCCUGAUUAGCUCUCAAAUGAGAGAGUAACCGGAAAUCCCCCUAGAAUGCAUUCCUCUUCUGGAUUAGAGAGAUGGGUCCGUUACGUUGAGAGCGACGCUCACCCCUGCUCAAUCCGGUGUUCUGAGUUUACAUACGGCUGAAUGGUGAGAAGGGAGGGAGGAAGAGAAAGACCAGGAGGGAAGAAAAUGCCUUUUCAGCUGCCAGCGUUAUUUUAAAUCCUUAGCACUGCACUGAAGUAGUAUAGAACCAUAAUCUCCAUAUAUAAUAUACGUGUGAGCUCCUGUUAGGAAGGCACCGACAAAGAACCUCUGCACAGAGCAGAAGAAUGAAAAGAAAAAUGGCCACUGGCUGCGUAUCAGGAAUCAGUUAUGUUGGUACUGUCAAACUGGAUCAAAGAAAUAAACUGGCAAUAUUAAA